AACAGGAUAUUGUGAAUCUUGGCUUGUUUUUUUUCAUUUCAGACUUCUGUUUACAUUUUUCUGUCCCAGAAAUGAGCUCAACUCCCAGCAGACACAGAACUGCUCAACCACUUUUUAAAAGGCAACAUGUAAUAUGCAAUACAAGCAAUAUGUAUUUUUUUAUCAGAAAGGGUCGUGUCAUUUAAGGCAUGUCAGGGUUUUCAUUGGAACGUACUGAAUUUACACUUUUGUUGUUUAAAACACUUCAUCUUAUUUAUUUAACAAAGCUAUUAAUGAUCAAAUUUCUAGCUCUCAUUGGUCAGUUGUUUUGAGAAUCAUUGUGCACAACUAAUGCAGAACAUCAAAUCAUUCCGUUGACUACUGUCUGGUAUUGAUUUCCUUUCCUAGCGAUGCUUUGACAGUCUGCAGGCUUGCUGAGACCCAGGCCAUUGCCAUGGCGGUGUAUUCCAAUUCCUUGGGAACGGCGAAUCCUGCGUUUGAGCCAUGGUCCACAGCUUCAGUGGAUUGGGAUGUCCUACAUUUGCUGGGCUCUGUGGCUGAGGAGAAUAGCACUGCGGAAAGGUGUUACCUCUCACACUCUCACAGCAGUGUGCUUCAGGGGCUGCCCUUUGGUGGAGUGCCCACUGUUCUCGCUAUCAACCUCGUCCUCUGGCUGUUCCUGUUGCUGGUUUUCUCCUGUGUGAGAAAGGCUGCAUGGGAUUACGGUCGUCUGGCUCUGCUGAUGGAUAAUGACAGCCUAACAUCACUUUUCUAUGGAGAGCAAAGUGAGAAAGAGAAGUCUCCUUCUGAAACCAGUCCCUCAGAUUCAGAGACCAAAGAUAUGGGCUUCUGCUCCUGGCUCACAUCUCUCUACCACAUGAAGGACGAAGAGAUCCGUAGUAAGUGUGGCAUUGAUGCAGUUACAUACCUGGCAUUUCAGCGCCACAUCAUCCUUCUCAUUGCUGUAGUGUGUCUGCUCUCACUGAGUGUUAUCCUGCCUGUCAACCUCUCUGGGAGCCUCCUGGAGGACAGCCCUAAGAAUUUUGGUCAAACAACUGUGGCUAACAUAGCAGCACAGAACAGUUUUCUGUGGAUACACAGCAUCUUUGCACUACUUUACUUUGUAAUUACUGUACUCUGUAUGGUCCACCACUCCUCACAGUUGGAAUACAAAGAGGAUGAGAAGGUGGCAAGAACUUUAAUGAUCACCAACAUUCCCAGAGAGAUUUCUGACCCUGGCCUGAUUACCAAACACCUCCACGAAGCUUAUCCGAGCUGUACAGUCACGGACAUCUGCUUCUGUUUCAACAUACAAAAGUUAAUGAAGCUGGACUCUGAGAGGCGAAAAGCAAUGAAGGGGAGGCUGUAUUUCACUACCAAAUCACAGAAGGAAGGGAGGAUCAUGAUAAAGACACAUCCCUGUGCUCAGAUCUUCUGCUGUGAUUUAUGUGGCUUUGAACAGAUCGAUGCAGAGCAGUAUUACAGUGAACUGGAGGAGAAGCUUACAGAUGAGUUUAAUGCAGAAAAGAAUCGCAUUACCAUGAAGAGACUGGGCAUUGCCUUUGUCACUUUCAGAGACGAGAGGAUGACUGCAGUCAUUGUGAAGGACUACAGGAGGGCACGUUGCCGUCGGAAACCGCAACAGUCCAGCAUUACUACAGUCGUGCACUCGCACCAGUGGGGUGUACGCUAUGCCCCUGCCCCCAAUGACAUCAUCUGGGAGAACCUGUCAGUGAGUGGCUCUCGCUGGUGGCUUCGGUGUGUGUUGCUUAAUAUCCUGCUCUUCCUCCUGCUGUUCUUCCUCACCACUCCUGCCAUUAUUGUCAACACUAUGGACAAGUUCAACGUCACUCGACCUGUGGAAAGCCUUCGGAAUCCGGUUAUCACCCAGUUCUUCCCCACUUUGCUCCUAUGGGCUUUCUCCGUUCUGCUCCCCUUCGUCGUAUAUUACUCUGCCUUCUUUGAGUAUCACUGGACCAGGUCCACUGAGAAUCAGAUCACUAUGCACAAGUGCUUUCUACUUCUGGUCUUUAUGGUCAUCAUUCUGCCUUCGCUUGGUCUGUCCAGUUUGGAUUUUUUCUUCAGGUGGCUCUUUGACACUCACUUCCUGGAUCAGAAAGAUGUAAAGUUCCAAUGUGUGUUCUUGCCUGAUAAUGGAGCUUUCUUCGUGAAUUACGUCAUCACGUCGAGUCUGAUUGGCACGGCGAUGGAGCUGCUGCGGAUUCCCUCGCUACUGGUUUACUCGCUGCGUCUUUGCUUUGCAAAAUCCAAAGCGGAGCGCAUCCAUGUUAAACGAAGUCAGGCCUAUGAGUUCCAGUUUGGGUUAGAGUAUGCCUGGACUAUGUGCAUAUUCUCUGUCAGUAUGACCUAUAGCAUUACGUGCCCCAUCAUCGUACCCUUUGGGCUGUUGUAUUUGAUUCUGAAACACAUGGUUGACCGCUAUAACAUCUACUAUGCCUACAUCCCCACCAAGCUGAGUCAGCACAUCCACUCCGCUGCUAUCAGGCAGGUGCUCGUGGCACCAAUUCUCUGCAUGUUCUGGCUUCUCUUCUUCUUUGUGCUCCGACUGGGUCCAAUGCGACCCAUCACUCUGUUCACGUUCAUCUCUGUACUUUUGUGUAUCAUCUUUUCCUUCUUUGGAAUCUGUCUGAAAAAACUACAAUCAGACAGAUCAACAAUGUAUCAGAUGUCUGAUACAACCAUAGAAGGAGCCUAUAGUGAUAUGGAGAGAAGCACUGCAUCCACCACAACUACUGCGAAUCUCUUCAUAGCAUCGGUUUUAUUGGAGCCGGAGCUGGGUCUGACACCCAUGCCCUCUCCUGCCCAUCACAGUUAUGGCACCAUGGGCAAUUGCCAGGCUUCGGUGCACGAGGAAGAGGGGGCAACUGGGAAAGAUGCGGAGGAGACAGUGGAGACGGAGCUUGAGGACACACCAGGACCUGUCUGCUCCAGCUCUCUGAUGGACAGCCCAGUGGACUACCAGUGACACCUACUCACCUCUACCAGCAAAUUAAAAGCCCCCUGCCUCAUCUUAACUUGAGGCUGUUACUGAGGCACAAUGCUGCAUUUUUCCCCCCUCCAAAAACUGUUUCAGGAGUGGAUCUGGCACAAUGUGUGUCCACUCAGUCUCUCUCUCUUUCUCUCGCAAUCUUUCUUGCUCUAUAGCCUUCUGUCUUCUUCUGUUCUCUUAUGUUUUUCUUGGGCCUUUCUUGAGGCUGAUGGCGUCUGGCACAAUUGCUGACGGAAGUAUGGAAAACUGGACCCUGUGCUUUGGAGGAGCUUUUCCUUGGCUCUGCUGAUUUCUAAGGUCAUGUCCUCUCUUUAGUGUUUUUCUGUGCUUGUUCUCUGUGUCUCCCAAAAGCUUGACCCAGUGCACUUCUAUUUAGGCAGGAUGUCAGUGAAAUUGGACACGGGAAGGAAUAUAUUUGUACUUGUUGCUAGUUGCUUAUUACUAAUCUUGAUUUAAAAAUUAUUAUAUAAGACUGUUUUUACUUGCUGUUAGGGGUUUAUACGAAGGUGUACAGUAUCACUGUUCAUUGAAGGAAUGUUGUGCUUUAUUAUUAUUAUUAUUAUUAUUAUUAUUAUUAUUUGGGAUAUUUAACUGUGUAAUUUGGAGGGUUUUUAAGCAUUUAAUCUUUUGUCUUUAUCUUUUAUUGCAUCAAGAGUGCAGAACCCAUCUCCAUCAAUCCUCAAUCUGCCUGCUACAGCUAUGUUAUUUUUUCCUUUGCUGCAUACUCAUGAUUGUAGUACAAAAUGGAACAAAAGCCACAAUUAUGCCUACAGUGCAAAUUAAUGUAUUUAGCUAGGACAAACUAGGACACAGAGAAUCUUGGAAUAUACAGUACUAUAAAGAACAGGAAACGCAAACCAAAGUAAAAUUCCCAAUCUGUUAAUUUACAAAAUGAGUGUAUUCUCUCAGCAUUUGAUUAAUUA
This is a messenger RNA of Ictalurus furcatus (blue catfish), 3912 nucleotides long. It is a transcript of the gene tmem63c, whose product is annotated as transmembrane protein 63C. The record is from RefSeq and is a predicted model, not a curated record. The transcript is spliced from 22 exons. The coding region runs from base 434 to 2965 and encodes 843 amino acids. Gene Ontology annotation, molecular function: calcium-activated cation channel activity. NCBI's taxonomy places the organism in Eukaryota, Metazoa, Chordata, Actinopteri, Siluriformes, Ictaluridae. Gene Ontology annotation, cellular component: plasma membrane.